AUGGACAUCGACGACUCCACAGAUGAUGAAAUGAAUGAUUUUGAAGAAUCAGAAGACGAUUCUUAUGACCCUGGAUAUUCACACAACUAUCACCUUGGAGUGGGAGAAGCCUGGUGGGACCUAACCAAGAAAGAAGAAUACAGGAUAAAGAAGAGGGAGUGCAUGUACCUGCUCGAAAACAUCCUUGCUGAACCCAAAAGAGAAGAACCGUAUAAUCGUCUUGAUGAAAACUUACAAAGACCUCCAAGGAAUGAGGAUCGAUGGACCAUGAAAGAGGCCUACAUGGUGGAUGACUGCUUCGAAAUUGAAAAUGGGUGGUAUGAAGAAGAAGAAGUCGAAGUAUUCUUAGCCACCAUCUGGAACGAAUUGGAACUCGACGAGAAAUUGAACGAUGAAGAGCCUGUUCCCAACCACAUUCCAGGCAAUGAGCCAUUUGACCUAUACGACGACAAGAGAUACAUUGGCGAACCCUAUGAAAAGGAAGACAUUCCCGCAGAUGCUCCCACAGAUGCCUGUAGCUGUGGAAUGAUGACCACUAAGAUGAGUCAUUGA
Molecule: messenger RNA, 552 nt
Organism: Cetraspora pellucida
Lineage: Eukaryota; Fungi; Glomeromycota; Glomeromycetes; Diversisporales; Gigasporaceae
Source: the annotation of a GenBank genome assembly